AUGGCCGAUUCAGACCCGAACAAUGCCAUUCGUGAUGACGCCCCGCCGGGUGAAGAUUCGAUACUCUCGUCGCGAGGACUCGAGGCCUUCACAAGAAAGGUAACGACAACGGCGAGCCAUUUAGUAGGUCCCGGGUCCGAUCAGGCUGGGAACCACUAUCACAACGCCAUGGCUCAAGUUCAUAAGCAACUGAGGAAGCCUGGCAUCCAACGAGGCAUGUUCACCAUGGCUCGGACGACGCCAACUGACUUGGUUCGCUCUAAGUUCUCUACCGCCGAAAUCCAAUCCCGCGCCUUAGCACACCUGCCCGACGACAUGCUUAAAAAUUUACCCGAAAAUGAAAACGCCUAUUCCUUAUUUCAAGGCUUCCAAGCGACUUUUCCCGAGUUGACACACGAGGGCAAAAAACACAGGAGAAAAGUCUCGAGAGGGAGAAAAAUGCUCGAAGAGAGCCCGACAACGUCUGAUAACCCAAACCACCUUCAUAAGCUAAAGAAAGAAAGGUCGUCGCUUAUGCAUGAGCUUGAGAUGCUUAGCAUUCGGAAGAAUAUGGCAAGUUGUGAGAUCCGCGAGAUUGAUAACAAGAUCGCCAAUUUAGCUGGAAUGAGGCGCAUCAUUCUUGAGAGAUUAGCAGGCUUAGAACAAGAAGAAGCACUUUUGGACCAUGAUAUUGUGGAUAUGGAGGGUCGGAUAGAAGACGCUCAGACCCUCUUUGAUGAAGCCGAGUCGAUAGCUGCUGCUGUCGACACACCAAACAGAUCUGAUGAUGACGACUUGGUAACGGAUCAAGAUACAGAUGAAUUUAUGUCAAAAUCUAUAUACGAGAAGCUUCCUUCUACUCCAUCCAAGAAGAAACACAAGACCAUGAAGCGAAAGUCUAUGCCUAUAUUGCAUGAGCAUUUCGAACCAGGUUUUAUGAUACGGGAAAUUAAGGCUCACGCUGAUAACAUCACGACGUUGGACUUCGAUGUACCUUUUGGCACUCUGGUUACGGCCUCUAUGGAUGACUCGGUUAGGGUAUGGGAUCUGAAUGCUGGACGCUGUAUUGGAUUACUUGAAGGCCAUACCGCACCGGUACGGGCACUCCAAGUAGAAGACAAUAUCCUCGCUACGGGUUCUAUGGAUGCCACUAUCCGAUUAUGGGACUUGAGUAAGUCACAUUACGACCCACAAGGCAGUCAAUUUGGCAGGGACGACGAAGAUGACGACGGCAUGGCUUUUGAGAACCCCGAUGAUCAACCAGUAGACCCUCCUGAGGGCAGUAUGGCAGAUUGUCCACUCUUUACUCUGGAAUCCCAUGUAGAUGAGAUUACUACUCUUCACUUCCGGGGCAAUACCCUCGUCUCCGGAUCGUCGGAUAAGACGCUCCGCCAAUGGGAUCUAGUGAAAGGACGAUGCGUACAAACCCUUGAUGUGAUGUGGGCAGCAGCUCAGGCUUCCGUUUCUAUCGGCACGGGUGAAGGGACCUGGAGACAAACCGGCCGGCCACCAACAGCGUCAGCUGAUUUUGUGGGUGCCUUGCAAGUCUUCGAGUCCGCUCUAGCCUGUGGUACCGCCGACGGCAUGGUUAGACUAUGGGAUUUGAGAAGUGGACAGGUUCACCGCAGCCUCGUUGGACACACUGGACCGGUGACAUGCUUGCAGUUCGACGAUGUACAUCUUGUGACGGGUAGUCUGGACCGAAGUAUCCGGAUAUGGGACCUACGUACAGGCUCUAUAUUUGAUGCCUAUGCGUACGACAACCCAGUCACAAGUAUGAUGUUCGACAACCGGCGCAUCGUAAGUGCGGCAGGCGAAGACGUUGUCAAGGUUUACGAUAAGAUGGAGUCGCGGCAGUGGGACUGCGGCGCGGGUAUCACGGAAGCGGACGGAAGAAGGGCACCGGCUAUUGUGGAGCACGUUCGCAUCAAGGAUGGCUACCUGGUCGAGGGGCGUCGCGACGGGCACGUGGGUGCUUGGGCGUGCUAG
Molecule: messenger RNA, 1968 nt
Organism: Daldinia childiae
Lineage: Eukaryota; Fungi; Ascomycota; Sordariomycetes; Xylariales; Hypoxylaceae
Product: Mitochondrial division protein 1
Exons: 4
Coding region: 1-1968 (655 amino acids)
Biological process (GO): negative regulation of transcription by RNA polymerase II
Cellular component (GO): transcription repressor complex; nucleus
Molecular function (GO): protein binding
Source: RefSeq, a predicted model, not a curated record